AUGCUCGAAACGUUCCCCUCCGAGGUCAAGCCUGCAGCGUGGUGGCCCAAGAGAGGCACUACUCGUAGUACCAAAACGAAGGAGAAGGUCACUGAUAAUGGCUGGAGCGCUAAGAUGGCAGCGGUGACACGCGUGCUGAGGGAGAGGGACAUGGCGGAGUACGUGAGGCUCAGCAAACUGCUUUUGAACUGCAACAGGGCGAUGGCUGUGGCCGGGCCCAUCCUGAUGGCUGCUGUGAAGGUGGGAUCCGCACUUGGGGGCUCAGCAACCGUGGGUGGCGUCGUGGCUGGUGCCUUGGCACGUGUUGUCAACAGCUUCAGCCACGGUGGGCAGGUUGGAGAUGUACAGGAACAACGCCGGCUUCUACCAGUUGCUCGAGGAAUCAUUGUCGUCUUCCCUAGACAAGGCUGCAGCAGAGAGGGAGCACGCAGAGUAUCAUCACUGCGCAACUUGGCCUCCUCGCUUUCCUCUUCCAAGGAUCAAAAGGAGUUUGGAAGCAAGCUCUUCUGA
Molecule: messenger RNA, 510 nt
Organism: Amborella trichopoda
Lineage: Eukaryota; Viridiplantae; Streptophyta; Magnoliopsida; Amborellales; Amborellaceae
Source: RefSeq, a predicted model, not a curated record